Molecule: messenger RNA, 705 nt
Organism: Menidia menidia (Atlantic silverside)
Lineage: Eukaryota; Metazoa; Chordata; Actinopteri; Atheriniformes; Atherinopsidae
Source: the annotation of a GenBank genome assembly
AUGAUCCAUAAUCUGAUCCAUAUUCCAUAUUCUGUUCCAUAUGAGCAGCAGGCUCUUAAAGCCCACUUUGGGAUAGGGUUAGGGUUAGGGUUAACCCUUUGGGCUGCAGGUUUGGGACGUUUCCUGCUUGAGGCCCUGACUAAGAUCUAUGUGGAGUUCCAGGAACUAGACCUGCUAACUGGAUCUGCUUGUGUGUCCCUCAGCUCUGCGCGCUACGCUCAGGACUACGACACCCGGGUGCUGCUGCGCUUCCCCCAGAAGGUGAAGAACCAGGGCACCGCCGACUUCCUGCCCAGCAAGCCGCGCUACGCCUGGGAGUGGCACAGCUGUCACAAUCACUUCCACAGCAUGGACGAGUUCAGCCUGUACGAGCUGCUGGACGCCCGCACCUACCAGCAGGUGGCCGAGGGCCACAAGGCCAGCUUCUGCCUGGAGGACACGUCCUGCGACCCCGGCUACUACCGGCGCUUCGCCUGCACGUCGCACACACAGGUGACGGUGAACCCCAGGCAGCAGGUCCCUGAACUCAACUUCAACAACAACAUCGCCACCUGCGACGUGCAAAGGAAGAAAAAAGGAAAACAGCUGGAACCGAGGAUUCCUGCAGCUAGCGGAGCCGCUAGCCGCUCCGGCUCUCCCUACCGGCCGAUUCCCCCCGGUUCCCCCCCGGACUUCGACAAGCUGGUUGUGAGGCUGAUGAUGUGA